ACGCAAAAAUUUUGGUCUCUCUCUCUCUCUCUUUUAACUCAUCGCCUCUCAAAUUCUCAUAUUUCACCUUUCUCAUUGAAUCUUUAUACCUCAUUAUUGCUUCCUUCAGGAAUUUCCAUUACUUCCCGCCUCCCCCAUUUGAAUCUCUUCUCCACUUUCUUCUUCUUCUUCUAAUUCUCUCUUCAUUUCAUUUGGUACACUCAUUUCUUACCCAUUAAUUAGAUUCCCAUUUCUGGCUAUUCAUUUCAUUUCUUUGCUGUUCUCUUCCUUUUUUUCUAGAAACUUCGCCUCUUACAUACUUUGGUUACGAUGCAAGAUCAAGAUUCGUGUUCCACCCCAGGUCAAGGGGUGUCCAUUCCGGAAUUUACCUUGACUUCUCCUGAUCUAGUUAUCUGUGCUGGUUCUCCUGAUAUUCCAGUAGAUAACUACUGUGAUUCACCAGAAUUCUUGGAUAUCAAGGGUUGUAAACCUAUGGAAUCUUCCAUGGAGCUUUCCUUUGAAAAUAGUUUUUCUGGAAUUGAGGUUAAGUACAAUCAGAGGACCCCAUCUGUUCGAUUUUCCAAGUUGUGUGAAACCUAUGAACACGAACUUUCUCCAGAAUCUUCCUUCGAGUUGGCUCCUCCUCCUCCAGUUACUAGUUCUCUGCAAUCUGAAGAACUCCUUCAAGCUGUUAGUAUCAACUCGGGUUCCUCAAAUGAUGUUGUGACUUUUGAUGGGAUAAACUAUGUGGAAGACAAUUGGUACAAGGGUGGUGAUACCAUUAGGUCUGAUGAAAUUGAGCAUCCUCUAUACCAAACAGCUCGUUAUGGGAACUUUUGUUACAAUCUCUCAUCAUUGGAACCUGGGAAUUAUGUUGUUGACCUUCAUUUUGCUGAAAUUGUAUUUACCAAUGGUCCUUCUGGUAUGAGGGUGUUUGAUGUCUAUUUGCAAGACCAGAAGGUUGUUUCUGGCCUAGAUAUAUAUGCUCGUGUUGGUGGGAAUAAGCCUCUCAUUGUAUCCGACCUCAAAACUUCUGUAGAUGUAAAAGAUUUAACCAUUAGAUUUGAAGGACUGAUGGGUAGGCCAAUUGUUUGUGGUAUUUCUGUGAGGAAAGAUAUUACUUCAAAUAUCAAAGAAGUUGAACGGCUCGAAGGUGUGGGAUCUUCUCAACUAGAAAACUCAGAGACGUCCAGAGAUGGUAGCGAGUUGAUGGUAAAAGAGAAGAAGUACAUAGAGCUCCAAAAGGAUUUCGAGCUCAUGAAGAAUGAGCUAGCAGCUGCAAGGAAAGAUGUGGAGGAACUUAAAAAGGAAAACAAUCAAAAGGGUAGGGAAUGUCAAGAAGCUUGGAAGUCUCUAAAUGAGCUACAAAACGAGCUAAUGCGCAAGUCAAUGCAUGUUGGAUCUCUUGCUUUUGCCAUUGAGGGACAGGUGAAGGAGAAGAGCAGAUGGUUUUCUUCAUUGAGGGACCUUACCAGAAAAGUAAAGAUUAUGAAAAUGGAAAACAUCAAACUAUCGGAGGAGGCGCUUGUAUUCAAGAACUGCUUUGUGGAUAUGAAUGAAAUGACUUCUAAAAUUCAGACAGCGUUUAAACAACAGUUAGAUUUGCAAGAAAACUUGAAGACUAAAUUUGUUGAAGGAGCUAAGGAACGGAAAGAACUCUACAAUAAGAUGUUGGAGUUGAAAGGAAACAUCAGGGUCUUUUGUCGGUGUAGGCCCUUAAAUACAGAAGAGAUUGCAUCUGGAGCAUCAAUGGUUGUUGAUUUUGAGUCAGCUAAAGAUGGGGAAUUGAUUGUUAAAUCAAACGGGGCUCCCAGAAGGAUCUUUAAAUUUGAUGCUGUCUUUGGCCCUCAAGCGAAUCAAGGAGAUGUCUUUGAAGAUACUGCGCCAUUUGCAGCUUCAGUUCUAGAUGGGUAUAAUGUUUGUAUAUUUGCAUAUGGCCAAACUGGAACUGGAAAAACUUUUACAAUGGAGGGGACUGAAGGAGCUCGUGGAGUCAAUUAUAGGAUUCUUGAAGAGUUGUUUCGCUUAACGAAAGAGAGGCAGAAGUUACAUCGAUAUAAAGUAUCUGUUAGCGUAUUGGAAGUGUAUAAUGAGCAAAUACGGGACUUGCUAGUCUCGGGAUCUCAAUCGGGGAACAGUGCAAAAAGGCUCGAAGUUCGACAAAUUAGUGAAGGAAUACAUCAUGUUCCUGGUAUGGUUGAGGCCCCUGUCGACAACAUGAAUGAAGUUUGGGAAGUUCUACAAACUGGCAGUAAUGCAAGAGCUGUUGGUUCGACCAAUUGUAAUGAGCACAGCAGCCGAUCCCACUGCAUACAUUGUGUGAUGGUGAAGGGGGAGAAUUUGCUAAAUGGGGAAUGCACUAGCAGCAAAUUGUGGUUGGUGGACUUGGCAGGUAGCGAGCGAAUUGCCAAAGUAGAAGUACAGGUUGAACGACUCAAAGAAACACAAAAUAUUAAUAGAUCUCUUUCCGCACUUGGCGAUGUAAUAUCUGCUCUUGCAACAAAAAGCCCACAUGUUCCUUUCAGGAACUCCAAGCUCACUCACUUGCUUCAAGAUUCACUAGGGGGAGAUUCAAAGACACUCAUGUUCGUACAGAUCAGUCCCAACGAAAAUGACUUGAAUGAGACUCUUUGCUCAUUGAACUUUGCUAGCAGAGUAAGAGGAAUUGAGUUGGGACCUGCAAAGAGACAGCUUGAUAUGUCUGAAUUCCUUAAAUGCAAACAGAUGACUGAGAAAACAAAACAGGAUAUGAAGAGUAAAGAUCUACAGAUAAGAAAAAUGGAAGAAACAAUUCAUGGAUUAGACUUGAAGAUGAAGGAAAAAGAUCAGAAGAACAGAAGUCUUCAAGACAAGGUCAAAGAACUUGAAGCUCAACUUCUUGUUGAAAGAAAGUUAGCACGUCAGCAUGUUGACGCCAAAAUAGCAGAACAGCAAAUGAAAACCGAAUCAGAAGAUCAUAAGUCUGCACCAUUGAGGCCACAACUUGCAACUCGACCAUUAGUAGGUAGUCAAAAAAAUCUACAUGGACCAUUUAACAACAUACUUGGAAAGGAGCAAACAAAUCUCACUCAUCCACUAACUGAAAACAAUGGCUUCAAACCAUCAUUUCCCUUUCCUCCAGUGGAUGGUGCCACCAAGUACACUGAUUCCGCAGAGAAGGAGAACAAUCCAGAGAUGGUUGAACGAUGUUUUGUGCCACCGAAGAGAACAGGAAGAGCAUCUAUUUGCACAAUGGCCCGACGUGUACCGACGACCCUCGCUCCUAGGAGAAACUCCCUAAUCCCACUACCAAGCAUACCAAGCUCCGCUCAUCUCCCAUCACCCAUGUUGACAUUAGCCGCCGACAAGAUAGACGAAGUCAACGGAUCGGAUGAUAGUAACUGCUUCCCUGAACAGGUGCAGUGUGACAGUCCUAAAGAGAUAAAAUAUGGAGGCAAAAAGUUGAGCAACAUGUUGAGACGAAGCCUUCAGAAGAAGAUAAAAAUGAAGUCUCCAAUGCAACAACACAUGAGACGAGGCGGUAUCACUGUAGGGAUGGAGAAAGUCAGGGUCUCCAUUGGAAGUCGAGGAAGGAUGGCGGCGGCGCAUAGGGUGUUGUUAGGUAAUGGUAGGAGAGUAAAUAAAGAUGGUAUUCAAAGUAAGAAGGAAAAGGAAAGGGGUUGGAAUAUGGGAACAACAGUAGGGAGAACUGUUCUUUGAUAUCAGUAAAAAAAAAACAAUUGACUUUUAUUUUUAUUUUUAUUUUUUAUGUUUUGCAAUUAGAAGGAAUUGUAGAGAUUAUUGACUUUUCAUAUAGUACCCAUGUAUGUGUGUGAAUAUUCAUUUUGGGAUGAUGAUGAUGAUGAUGGUAUCAUCUCAUCCACUUGAUUUCUCAUGUAGUUUCAUUUGGAAAAGGAAGGAAUUCUUAUCUCUUAUAUUUGUUGGUA
Cucumis melo (muskmelon) is the source of this 3905-nucleotide messenger RNA. RefSeq names its product kinesin-like protein KIN-14Q. The record is from RefSeq and is a predicted model, not a curated record. Gene Ontology annotation, molecular function: microtubule motor activity; microtubule binding; ATP binding. The coding region runs from base 310 to 3678 and encodes 1122 amino acids. Lineage: Eukaryota; Viridiplantae; Streptophyta; Magnoliopsida; Cucurbitales; Cucurbitaceae. The transcript is spliced from 16 exons. Gene Ontology annotation, biological process: microtubule-based movement.